AUGCUACUUUAUGUCAAGUACCCCGACUCGCAGCUGCCGCAGCUGUUCAACACGACGCUGCUGGUGCCGACGAACAAGGCGGUGUACGGCGUGGGGAUCAAGACGCUGCAGAACACAACGGCCAUGGAGGCCAUCGGCAAGUUCAACGUGCUGCAGCGCCAGUUCACCGCCGCGCAGCUACUCAACCUCAAGCCCAACACGCCGCUGCGCACCAAGGCGCCACCCACCGACCUGCUGCAGCGCUACCCCUCCGUGGGCGCUAAUGCUGGCAAGGCCGUGCUGGGCCCGCGCAAUGCCACUGCUGCCGUGCAGGGGGUGGUGCUCUUUCCCGAUCUCUACUCGGGCAAGUUCCUCAAGGCGCAUGGCCUCUCCGUGUUCUUCCGCCCCAAGGGCUACUGA
Molecule: messenger RNA, 399 nt
Organism: Closterium sp. Naga37s-1
Lineage: Eukaryota; Viridiplantae; Streptophyta; Zygnematophyceae; Desmidiales; Closteriaceae
Source: the annotation of a GenBank genome assembly